AUGUUCAAGAUGACCGGUUCCAAGCCUGAGCAGCCCGACAACCCGCCUAAGCACGGGCUGUACAUCGGGGCCAUCAACCCCUUUGCGCUGUGCGAGGCGGUGCUGGGCCGCAAGCUGAGCUGGACCGACCCGGCCACGACGCGGCUGGUAUCGAGCAUCCUGCAGACCGACUACGAGGAGCUGUUCGACAUGCGGUUCAAGUCGAUCCUGUACGCCGGCAUCCGGCUCAGCGAGAGCGGCGACAAGGCCGAGCCGAUCCCGGCCAAGGACAUGCACACGCUCGAGCCGCGCGACCUCGUUACCCCGGACUUUUCCCGCGUGGAGAAGCUCGGCGACCUCGACCGGGUCGGGCUCAAGGACCUCGACAAGAUCAAGGUCAAGCACGCCGUCAUGUCCAACGGCAACCUGCGGCUGACGCUCGAGCCCGAGUCGCUGGGCAAGACGGUGUGCAACUCCGAGAUGACGUGGAUCCUGCGCGAGCUGUGCACCCCGUUCCGCAUCAAGCCCAAGGAGGAGUGGAUCCCCCCCAACGGUUCCUGGACUGAAAUCAGCUACUGCAACCGCCAGCAGGCCACCAUGUUCAGCAACCCCGUGCAGGGCGCAAUCAGCAACAGCUGGUUCAUGGCCGCCCUCAUGAGCGUCGCCUGGGCCGACCCGACCGUCAUCAAGCACUGCACGGGACCCCGGCGAUCCAAGUCUUCGUCGUCGUCCUCUUCUUCUGAGGAUUGCUCCCUGUCGGUCAAGUUCUACAGCAAGGGCGGCGACAAGGACGCCUCGACCGCCACCGUCACCGUCAACUGCGAGCUGCCCACCAACAACUCAUCCUCGAUGCUCAUGUACUGCCGGCCUAGCGGCAUGAGCACCUGGACGGCCCACUACUCCACGCACUCGUACAUGAUGCAGUCUACCACCUGGAAUGCCGAGCUGUGGGCGCCCCUCUACGAGAAGGCCUUCGCCGCCUGGCUGACCUCCUCUUCCUCCGAAGAAUCCCAUGAUCCGGAGUCUUCCUCCGCAGCCGCCGCCCGCGACAGCGACGCCUCGCACCACUGGCACCAGCACCCGGACCUGACGCAGACCUCGCACGGCGACCCGGUCAAGGCCAUGUGCCAGCUGACCGACAAGGACCCGCAGUACUUCCAGACGUCGCACCGGCGCGGCGCCGACCUGCUCUCGCUCGUCCGCACGCAUUGCUUCAAUCAGCGCACCAUCUACCCGAUGGUGGCCUGGACGCGCCCCUCGGACUCCAAGUUCCGCGGCUGCACGCUCGUGGGCAACAUGGCCUACUCCGUGCUGGGCUGGGCGGCGCCGCAGGAGCGCAAGCAGUACAUUGUCCUGCGCCACCCCUGGGGCGUCACCGAGCCCGAGGGCAUGACGAGCUAUCCGGGCGUGGUGUCUCGUGUGGAGGCCGAGUUUUGGCCGCCUAUUGAGCUGGUCGAUCGCAAGGGUGUGUUUGCCAUUGAGACGGAACCGUUCAAGGAGUACUUUGCUGGUGUGGGCGUUGCCAAGUGA
Parathielavia appendiculata is the source of this 1509-nucleotide messenger RNA. RefSeq names its product cysteine proteinase. The transcript has a single exon. Lineage: Eukaryota; Fungi; Ascomycota; Sordariomycetes; Sordariales; Chaetomiaceae. The record is from RefSeq and is a predicted model, not a curated record. Gene Ontology annotation, biological process: proteolysis. Gene Ontology annotation, molecular function: calcium-dependent cysteine-type endopeptidase activity. Bases 1 to 1509 code for a protein of 502 amino acids.